This is a messenger RNA of Benincasa hispida (wax gourd), 2173 nucleotides long. RefSeq names its product formin-like protein 4. Lineage: Eukaryota; Viridiplantae; Streptophyta; Magnoliopsida; Cucurbitales; Cucurbitaceae. The record is from RefSeq and is a predicted model, not a curated record. Gene Ontology annotation, molecular function: actin filament binding. Gene Ontology annotation, biological process: actin cytoskeleton organization; actin nucleation.
CACAAAUUCAGUUUCAUUUCUUUAUGCAGUUCUUGGAAAUCCGCCGUGGCUGCAAUGAUUUGGCCAUCGCCAUUUCUUCAAAACUUCAUUCUUUGUUUCAUUUUCAUUCCUCUUUGUUGCUCUCAGUCCACUUUCCCUCAGAAUAUUGAAACUUCUUAUCCUUUCCCAUCGACAUUUCAUGUCCCACUCACCAACAAUACUUCAGACAAUCUGUCAACCAUCUCAUGGCGGCCUUCCCCACCACCGCCGUCACAUUUACCACCACAAGAAGCUGUGCAGCUGCAGCUGAAGCCGAAGCACAUGUCCAAGAAAGCCACCAUCAUAACGGUGGCGAUUUCAAUUGCAGCGGCUACCCUCAUGCUUUCUCUGUGUCUCUUCUUUUACAUCCGAAGAUGCAUUCUUGCAGAACACAAGGAAGAACAAGAUGACAGAACUUCACAAUCCCGGGAAGGUCAGGCUUUGGUGAGUCGGAAAGAAUUUACAAGAUUCAAUGGUAACUUUAAUGGGUUCAUUCUUGAAGAAAAUGGUCUGGAUGUGAUCUACUGGAAAAACCCUGCAGGGAGAAAGUCGAAGAAAAAUGAAGAUGAAGAAUUGGGUUUUGUAAAAGAGGGAGGAAGGAAGCCUCAGAGAGUACAAGAAACUCCUUUGCUCAUGUCUUCAACAAAAAUAGAGGCUCGUGAUUACUCUCUCUCUAGUUCACAAAAAUUGCCAUGGCUGCCUCCUCCUCCACCAGCGCCCCCAAGAAAACCUCCACCAGCGCCACCACCAAAGGCAGUUGCCAAUUCAGGAUCAUCUUCAGCAGGGAAUGAUCAGACUAGAUUGAAGCCAUUACAUUGGGAUAAGGUUAAUACAAAUGUAGAUCAUGCAAUGGUGUGGGACAAGAUUGAUGGCGGUUCUUUCAGGUUUAAUGGCGACCUUAUGGAAGCUCUGUUCGGAUAUGUAGCCACAAACAAGAAAUCACCACCAAAGCAAAGUGGCAACCAUGAGCAAACAAAAUCAUCAAGCCCCAACAAUGGCGGGCAAGUACAAAUCUCAAUCCUCGAUUCCAGAAGAUCGAGAAACAUUGCAAUAAUCCUUAAAUCUCUGAACAUAUCUCGGCAAGAACUUCUUGAUGCUCUCAUGGAGGGACAGGGCCUAGACUCAGACACACUCGAGAAGCUUGUCAAGAUCACUCCAAACCAAGAACAACAAUCCCAAAUUCUUGAAUUUGAUGGCGACCCAUUAAAGCUUGCGGAUGCAGAAUCUUUCAUUUUCCACCUUCUUAAGGCUGUUCCAACAGCCUUCACUCGUCUGAACGCCAUGCUUUUCAGAUCAAACUUCAAGUCAGCGAUUAUUCGUCUCAGGGACUUUUCACAAACACUUGGUGUGGGUUGCGAAGAGCUAAAGAAAAAAGGGCUAUUUACAAAACUGUUAGAAGCAACUCUCAAAGCUGGAAACCGAUUGAAUUCAGGAACCACAAGAGGAGGUGCAGAAGCUUUCAAUCUCGAAUCACUCUUAAAACUCUCAGAUGUGAAAAGCACAGAUGGAAAAACCACAUUGUUUCACUUCGUUGUUGAAGAAGUGAUGAAAUCCGAAGGGAAAAAACGAUUCCUAAACAAAAAUUCAAAAACUCCCAUACUGGAAAAGGAAAGAGAAAACGAAUACACAAUACUCGGAUUAUCAGCAAUUGAAUCACUCACCUCAGAGCUCUCCAACGUCAAGAAAGCAUCCACAAUCGACUACGAAGCCUUCAUUGCCAGUUGCCCUAAUCUCUUAAUCCAAAUUUCAGGGAUACGUAAGCUUCUAUCGAAGGAAGGAGGUGAAUAUAAGCGGAAAAUGAUGAGUUUUGUCAAAUCGGCAGAGGAAGAACUUGAGACAGCAAGAAGAGAACAAAAAAGGGUGUUGGAGAUUGUGAAGAAGACGAAUGAGUACUUCGAAACAGGGGAUAGAGAAAAUCCACUAGAGCUAUUUGUGAUAGUGAGGGAUUUUGUGAACAUGUUAAAUCAAGUGGGUAGUGAAAUAGGUGGGAAUUUAAAGGGGAAGAGUAAGAUGGAAAUUUUGGAUGGAUUUGCGCCAUUGAAGAGCUCUUUGAGCUUGAGCUUUCCAUGUAUGGCGGAGUGUAGAAGUUUUUCGAGCGAUUUUACAGAUGACAGCUUCUGAAUUCUGCCUUUGUUUUAUACUUUGUAAUUGCAUU